CUCUCUCUCUCUCUCUCUCUCUCUCUCUCAAUCCCAGUGUCUCCCUUUCCUCUCCUACUUUGGUCACCCAACAGCCUAUCUCCAUAAUCUUCUCUUUCCGAGAAAAAAAGAGGCCUAAAAAAUAUGGGAAAUUUGGGGGGACAUGUGGGAAGUGGAUUUGGAUUCUUUAUCAUUGGUUUAUGGCACCUACUUAACCACAUCAAACUCCAUGCUCAAAACACAAACUCCCACAAACCCUUGUUAUGGUUCCCCACCCAGAAACUAAGAUACCUAGAGCUCUACUUGAUCAUGGGUGGCUCCACCGUGUUCAUAGCCCUGGAGCUCUUCAUCACUCCGCGACGCCACCAGCCUCUUGACACCGACUUCACCAUCCCUUCCACCCACCUCCACAACUUUGAACACAGCGUCAUGGCCCUCACCUUCUUUACCUACGCCGCUUUCGCCAUCCUUCUAGACCGAAUGGCCCCUCGAAAAACCCGUCACUCCCUCACCCAACUCCUCGGAGCCGUCACCUUUGGCCAGCAGCUCCUCAUCUUCCACCACCACUCAGCCGACCACGUGGGGGUCGAAGGCGAAUACCACCUUCUACUCCAACUAGUCGUCUCUAUCGCUCUCAUCACCACUCUCAUGGGCUGUGGUUACCCUAAGAAUUUCUUGAUAAGUUUCGUUAGGUCAAUGAGCAUACUUUUCAUAGGUGUUUGGCUUACGGUCAUGGGAUUCAUGUUGUGGACUCCAGAGUUUAUCCCAAAAGGAUGCUUCAUGAAAUUGGAAGAAGGUCGUCGAGUUGUUCGGUGUCACAAUGAUGAAGCUCUCGAACGGGCAAAAUCGCUCGUGAUCAUUGAGUUCAGUUGGUACUUGGUUCUUGUGAUCAUUUGCUCCAUGUGUUUGUACUUGUACAUGAUCAGAAUUUAUGGGGAGAAAGUUGAAUACCAAACUGUGUCCAAGAAGGAAUCGGAAGAGGACGAGGAGGGUGAAGAUGUUGAGGCUCAAAAGAGAAGCGAAGUUGACGAGUAGAAGAGCUUCGUCCAGACGGGAAAUUAAUAAAAGGCUUUGCUCCAAUGGAUUAAUUGAAAGGUCGAAAAGGAAGAAGAAUUUGAAAUGCUAGUUGUGAUUAGUUAAUCUGGUAAUAUAGGUACAAAGAAAAAUGAGCAGGUUCCACGAAGUUUCCUGAAACAAAACAAGAUGCAAAUGCAAAUAAAUCCAAUCAGAAGACUGUGAAGGAAUAAUUGAAACGUAAAUAUAAAUUCAAACCAUUCCCUAGCUUAUAUAUACUCAAGUUCACACUCCUUUUCCACUGUAGUAGUAAUCUGUCUCAUCUGACAUCCAUAAACUCAAGAAGAAUCUCAUAUUUUGUUUCAUAAA
Rhododendron vialii is the source of this 1362-nucleotide messenger RNA. RefSeq lists its product as uncharacterized. Bases 124 to 1014 code for a protein of 296 amino acids. NCBI's taxonomy places the organism in Eukaryota, Viridiplantae, Streptophyta, Magnoliopsida, Ericales, Ericaceae. The transcript has a single exon. The record is from RefSeq and is a predicted model, not a curated record.